Messenger RNA from Aspergillus ruber CBS 135680, 1110 nucleotides. RefSeq names its product putative DNA repair protein Dds20/Mei5. The record is from RefSeq and is a predicted model, not a curated record. The coding region runs from base 68 to 886 and encodes 272 amino acids. Gene Ontology annotation, biological process: DNA recombination. The transcript is spliced from 2 exons. NCBI's taxonomy places the organism in Eukaryota, Fungi, Ascomycota, Eurotiomycetes, Eurotiales, Aspergillaceae.
UGUGCAUCACCAUUGGCUCUUACCAUGUAACGAGCUGGUCGAGAAUAUUAAAGUCAUAAUGGUCAACAUGUCCGGAAAGCGCCGUCGUCUCGAAAACGCGACAUCCACGCUCACCAAACCGUUCAAAUCACCUCUCCGCCGGCCAGUGCAAGCAAACAACCAGAAAGGAGACGACAAGUCAUCCACAGCCGCAAUUCCACGCAGUACAAUCACCGAGAAAGACGAAAUAAACACACCUGGCCGAACCUCAACUCCCACAGCAACCUCCAACCCAACCUCCCAAACCCGCAAACGAAAGACCACCACCACCAACACAAUAACACCCACCAAAAAAAGCUCCAUCCUCCUCGAUCCCGAAAUAUCCGCUCUCCAAAAACACCACCGCAGCCUCCAAUCCCGCCUCGCAACCCUCCACACCGACCUCGACACCGCUCAACAAGCCCUUCGCAUCGAGUCCUCGAACCGCGAAACAGAACUUGAAUCCCUAAUUGCCAAAUGGAAAGCUAUUAGCCAGGACGCGGCGGAGGAAGUAUUUACGGGGGCACAGGAAAGGGUUGCAAGGAUGGGGGGUAUGGGGGCUUGGAGGGGGCAGAUGAGGAGUCAGCAAGAGAGGUGGGAGAGAGAGGAGAUGGAGGAUUGGUUUGGGAGUGCGGAGGCGGCCGGGGGUGAGGUUGAUUAUGGGGAUGAAGAUGGGAUUGUGAGGAGGAAGGAGGAGGUGCUAGCGGAGUUAGGUGCUGCUAAGGAGAAAGAGGAGAGUAACAAGGAAGAGGAAGAGAGGGGCGAUGAGAAUGAGGAAUUUACCAUGGACUUCAUGCUCAGAACGCUAAACAUCGACCCGCAAAUGAUCGGAUUUGACGUUACUGGACAAAAAUGGACCAAGAACUGAGACCUUGUGUGGGAAUGUACGACUGAACUUAUCAGAGCCAUCUGAUUGUAUGUGUAUGCGUUUCGCGUGUUUAUGCUCCCUUUACUUCACGAUGAACGAUAUAGACAGGCGUUUAAAGGUGUACUUAAUCUAAGACAAAGCGGAUCAACUUCGAAUAACGAUGCUUUGACUUAUCUCCUCCGCAUUUCAGUCUUUUGUAUACAGGGCCCGAUCACCAUGCCGAG